This is a messenger RNA of Dendrobium catenatum, 875 nucleotides long. RefSeq names its product 40S ribosomal protein S4-3-like. Gene Ontology annotation, molecular function: structural constituent of ribosome; RNA binding. Bases 78 to 875 code for a protein of 265 amino acids. NCBI's taxonomy places the organism in Eukaryota, Viridiplantae, Streptophyta, Magnoliopsida, Asparagales, Orchidaceae. Gene Ontology annotation, biological process: translation. Gene Ontology annotation, cellular component: cytosolic small ribosomal subunit; ribosome. The transcript has a single exon. The record is from RefSeq and is a predicted model, not a curated record.
AGGGGAGGAGAAGGCAGACUUGUUCGACUUGGUGUUGUGGUGCGGCUUCUUCUCCAGUGGGAAAAACCUGAUCAGAUAUGGCUAGGGGAUUGAAGAAACAUCUCAAGAGGCUCAAUGCCCCCAAGCAAUGGAUGCUUGAUAAGCUUGGUGUUGCUUUUGCCCCAAAACCAUCCUCUGUCCUCAUAAAGCUAGAGAGUGUUUGCCCCUUAAUACUUAUAUUAAGGAACAGGCUGAAAUAUGCUCUCACUUAUCGUGAAGUCAUUGUUAUAUUGAUGCAGCGACAUGUGAUGGUGGACGGCAAGGUCAGGACAGAUAAGACCUAUCCUGCGGGGUUUAUGGAUGUUGUCCAAAUCCCAAAAACUAAUGAAAAUUUUCGGCUUCUUUAUGACACUAAGGGGCGUUUUCAUCUACACUCAAUUAGGGAUGAAGAGGCAAAGUUCAAGCUCUGCAAGGUCCGUUCUGUCCAAUUUGGACAGAAAGGCAUCCCAUAUCUUAACACUUAUGAUGGACGAACAAUUCGCUACCCUGAUCCUCUCAUCAAGGCUAACGACACCAUAACGCUCCACCUCGAGGCUAAUAAGAUAGUCGAAUUCAUCAAAUUUGAUGUCGGCAAUGUUGUGAUGGUUACUGGUGGAAGGAACAGAGGUCGUGUUGGAGUGAUCAAGAACAGGGAGAAGCAUAAGGGAACCUUUGAGACAAUUCACGUCCAGGAUGCUUCAGGGCAAUACUUUGCUACUCGCCUUGGCAACGUCUUCACUAUUGGAAAGGGCACAAAGCCAUGGAUUUCCCUUCCCAAGGGCAAAGGCAUUAAACUAUCCAUCAUUCAGGAGGCCAGAAGGCGCCUUGCAACUGCUGCUUCAGCUACCACUGCCUGA